This is a messenger RNA of Oncorhynchus masou masou (cherry salmon), 2452 nucleotides long. RefSeq names its product telomerase-binding protein EST1A-like. Gene Ontology annotation, biological process: nuclear-transcribed mRNA catabolic process, nonsense-mediated decay. The record is from RefSeq and is a predicted model, not a curated record. Gene Ontology annotation, cellular component: telomerase holoenzyme complex. The annotation marks the transcript as partial. Gene Ontology annotation, molecular function: telomeric repeat DNA binding; protein binding; transferase activity. The transcript has 15 exons. NCBI's taxonomy places the organism in Eukaryota, Metazoa, Chordata, Actinopteri, Salmoniformes, Salmonidae.
AGCUGACCUGUUGACCCUGUACGAGCGGGUGAUCCUAACAGACAUAGAGUUCAGUGACAGUCAGAAUCUGGACCAGGCUCUAUGGAAGAACGUGUUCUACCAGGUUAUAGAGCGCUUCAGACAGCUCCUCAAAGACCCUAGUGGAGACUCAACCCUGCGCAUCACCCCCAUGCUGCUCACUCUGCUGGACGAGGGGACGGUAUUCUUUGAUGCACUGCUGCAGAAGCUUCAGACGGUGUUUCAAUUUAAACUGGAGGAUUACAUGGACGGCAUGGCCAUCAGACCACGUCCACUACGCAAGACGGUGAAGUAUGCUCUGAUCAGUGCCCAGCGGUGUUUGAUCUGUCAGGGGGACAUCGCCCGUUACCGGGAGCAGGCCAGCGACUCGGCGAACUACGGCAAGGCCCGCAGCUGGUACCUGAAGGCCCAGCAGAUUGCUCCUAAGAACGGACGGCCUUACAACCAGCUGGCCCUGCUGGCUGUUUACACGAAGAGGAAGUUGGAUGCAGUGUAUUACUACAUGCGUAGCCUUGCUGCCUCCAACCCCAUCCUCACUGCCAAGGAGAGUCUCAUGAGUCUGUUUGAAGAGGCCAAACGCAAGGCGGACCAGAUGGAGCGGAGGAGGAAGCAGGAGUCGGAGGGGGGGUCCAGGGGCCCCGGGGUCCGAGGAGGAGGACGGGGGGAGGAGGGGGCCAGGGUGGAGAUCUGGGUCGGCCCUAUUGGACAGGCAGGGGUUCCAUCAUCACACCGCGGAGGCAGCGAGUCCAGCAGAGACUCUGAACAGGAAGGGGAACUGGGUAACCUCAGCCCGAGUGAUCUCAAUAAGAGGUUUACUCUCAGCUUCCUCCACGCUCACGGAAAACUCUUCACUAAAGUGGGCAUGGAGUCGUUCCCUUCGGUGGCCAGUCGGGUUCUCCAGGAGUUCACGGUGCUGCUCCAACACAGCCCCUCCCCUCUGGGCAGCACACGCAUGUUGCAGAUCAUCACCAUCAACAUGUUCACGAUACACAACGCUCAGAGCAGAGGAGGAGACAGUGAGGUGAGAUCUGUGUUACAGGAACAGACUACAGCUCUGGGUCUGGCCAUGUUCUCUCUGCUGGUCCAACGCUGCACAGAGCUGCUGAGAGACACACCCGCAGAGCCCAUCCCAGAGGAGGAGAGAGAAGACGGGCAGGAGGGGAUGGUGAGAGUUUCUGCCUUUCCAUUGGACCUGAGGGAGCUGCUGCCUAGCGUCAAGGUCUGGUCUGAUUGGAUGCUUGGACACCCCAACCAAUGGAAUCCUCCACCUUGCCGUAUAGACUGUAGUCUUGAUGUGUGGCGUAGCCUGGCAGACCUGUGUAAUGCGUUGGCGCGUGUCGACCACGGCGAGGCGCCUCUGUACAAGGCAGACGGGGACGGAGGCGAGGGGGAUGAGGAGCUCCGCCUGCUGCUAUUGGAGGAGGACAGGCUACUGGCCGGCUUCGUCCCGCUGCUCGCCGCCCCACAGGAACCCUGCUACGUAGACUGCACCGGGGAUACAGCGAUAGCUGCUGACUGUAAAAGGGUAACAGUAUUGAAGUAUUUCCUGGAGGCUCUGUGUGGACAGGAAGAACCUCUCCUGGCUUUUAAAGGAGGGAAGUACGUCUCCAUGGCAACCUCUCCCCAACCCGGUCGCCCCGGCGACGCCCGCAGCAGGCAGGACUCGCAGACAGAGAGAGAGAGUGAUGACGUCAUCGUGGAGGCGGAGUCGUCUGUGUCGGACGGUGAUGAUGGUAGUGAGGAUGACAUCCGAGAGCUCCGGGCCAGACGCAGCGCCCUCACCAACAAACUGGCUGAGCAGCAGAGACGCAGGGACAAGAUACAGAGUGUGUACACCAUAGGGCUGGGCCGAUACCAGUACCGCAAUAUGUUUUCCACGGCAACAAAUGAAAACACAAAGCAGACCAAAACUCUGGUCUUUAAAAACCUGCUUCUGGCUGACAACGUGAGUCUGGCUGACAACGUGAGUCUGGCUUACAACGUGAGUCUGGCUGACAACGUGAGUCUGGCUGACAACGUGAGUCUGGCUGACAACGCGAGUCUGGCUGACAACGUGAGUCUGGGUGACAACGUGAGUCUGGGUGACAACGUGAGUCUGGCUGACAACGUGAGUCUGGCUGACAACGUGAGUCUGGCUGACAACGUGAGUCUGGCUGACAACGUGAGUCGGGCUGACAACGUGAGUCUGGCUGACAACGUGAGUCUGGCUGACAACGUGAGUCUGGCUGACAACGUGAGUCUGGCUGACAACGUGAGUCUGGCUGACAACGUGAGUCUGGCUGACAACGUGAGUCUGGCUGACAACGUGAAUCUGGCUGACAACGUGAGUCUGGGUGACAACGUGAGUCUGGGUGACAACGUGAGUCUGGCUGACAACGUGAGUCUGGCUGACAACGUGAGUCUGAGUGACAUCAUAAGGGCUGUUGGAAGUUAA